AUGUUGCACCCUUUGAAGAUCGCCUUUUUUGCAAAAACCGACUGCCAAGUUCAAUUCGAUAGGGAGGGCAUCCUCUUUGUCAACCGCAAGGACGGUCGAGCCACCGGUGACGCAUUUGUCAUGUUUGCAACAGACGCGGCAGCGGAAAGAGCCCUCAAAAAUCACCGUCAGCACAUUGGAAACCGAUAUAUUGAAUUGUUUAGGUCCACACCUGCUGAGGUCAAUCAGGUCAUGAAUGCGGUUCUGAAGCAGUCAACGGAUAUCUUCCCCCGGGUCUGGCCUUCAGCAUACGACCAAGAUUCAUUCCUUUCACAGACUGGACCUCUCUUAGAAAUUCAGAAUCCAUCCGUGUUUACAAGUGCUCCAAAAGGCCUACUUAUACCAAGUCCCACUUUCACAAUGCCUCUACUGAAUAUCCCACCAAUGGCUUUGACCACAUUAACUUCUCUUGGUGGUUUUCCGCCAGAAGCUUCAAAUCUAUGGGCGAGUCAUCUGAUGAGAAUGAAAGGCAUGCCUCCGGGAACAACAGUCAAUGACAUCUUGAACUUUUUGGGCGUCUACUGGCAGGCCGUCAAUCUGCAUGGAAUCCAUCUAAUCUAUACUGCUACGGGCGAGCCAUCUGGAGAAGCCUUCGUGCGCUUUAUAUCAGAGCAGGCUGUUCAAAUGGUGAUGGCGAACAAGCAGGGUCACGCCAUCACCAACACCGCAACAGGUGCUCAAACAAAAGUUGAACUUUCGCGUGCGACGUCAGCGGAGAUUUUAGACUUCGUCAGCUACCCGGUCUCGCAGCCAACCUUGAAUUGGAGCAAUAGCGCCGGCUUCGGUGCCCCCGUGAAUUCCUACCACCUCUUUCCUGGCUCUGCUGCCCUCUGCACACCUCUUUUGAUGCAACUGCAAGGCGUCACUCCUUCCACUGCACCAGAAGUAUUCACGAGCAUUCAAAAAGCCGGCUUUACAUUAGCCGCACCUCAGACUACCUCUACCAUCAACGUCGACACGGAUAUUCUCUGUCAGUCAGGCAUUCGAGCAGGAUACGUGUUGCAACGCCGAGAAAGGAGCGUUAACAUGUCGAAUUCCAAUUUUUAG
This is a messenger RNA of Echinococcus granulosus, 1086 nucleotides long. RefSeq names its product Epithelial splicing regulatory protein. Gene Ontology annotation, cellular component: ribonucleoprotein complex; nucleoplasm. The record is from RefSeq and is a predicted model, not a curated record. Lineage: Eukaryota; Metazoa; Platyhelminthes; Cestoda; Cyclophyllidea; Taeniidae. The transcript has 4 exons. Gene Ontology annotation, molecular function: mRNA binding. Gene Ontology annotation, biological process: regulation of RNA splicing. The coding region runs from base 1 to 1086 and encodes 361 amino acids.